Messenger RNA from Podarcis muralis (Common wall lizard), 2350 nucleotides. Lineage: Eukaryota; Metazoa; Chordata; Lepidosauria; Squamata; Lacertidae. The record is from RefSeq and is a predicted model, not a curated record.
CCGCCCCUUUCCUCCCCCCCGCAGGGUAAAGUGCUGCGAAGUUUCCUAUACAAAGUUAAGAGGCGUCCGCAGCCUUCCUUUUCUCCACCUUCUAAAAAAACUUCCAGAUCCGAGAGCCCCCUAGACUAAGACGUCUUCUGUUCCUUCCAGCCCCCCAUCCGAUUCGGGGUCUGCAUCCCUAGGAGGCCCCGCUGACCCAACGCCCCGUGGCAUGAGCCAGAAUGACUGACAAUUCAGACUCCCGGGAGUCGGACAACAACAGCUGGGUGAUUGCCGGCUCUGAGGCUCUACCUGUAGAAGACCUUGGCUUGGAAACGCAGGCUGGGUCUGAGCCGGCCCAGGAAGAGACACAAGCCCCUCUCGACGAAAGCAAAACCCUCGUCGACCGCCCUGAUGCAGACGGCGCCAGUCAGAAGGGUCCUGGGGUGGUGGUGGACCCCAGUUCUGAAGAAACCCCCACAGUAGUCAAGACCCCAGAGGCUGUCCUGUCGCAUGCAAAGGAGGCCAGCACCUGCGAGGCUGAGGAAGGAUCUGUGCCUGUCCCACAGGGAACUGUCUUCAUUCACAAAGCAGGCCCUUUGGGGGAGGAGGAAGGGAACACUUCCAGCAGUGGGGAAGAGGCGUCCAAGGAGCGUGACGUCGAAGGCCUGCGCAGGCGCAAGGGUUGGGACGCGCCCCCCGUUCUGCCAGGGGCCGGCAGAGAUCGAGGCGCGGAGGCCUUCGAGGGCGACGACGGUGGCCUUCCCAGGACAAAAUGGCUGUUCGGGUUCCUUGCCCUCUUAGGUUUGGCCUUGUUGGCAUCCUUGGGGGUCAUAUUUGACCAAGAUGAUGGCCCAGUGGACAUUUUCAGCACCUGGUCAAGCUCAGACAGUGAAGAGCCCCUUCCUGGCUCUGUUGGGGUGCAGGAUUGGCCAGCUUCGCCCCCACGGGAACCCCCGGUUGGCGAGGAGCUUCAGAGAGCCAAGGAAGCGGUGAUGUCAUCAGAUGGUGACCGCCAGAGCCUGGAUGCCAUGGGACUCUUGCUAGACAAGCUGGCCAAGGAGAAUCAAGACAUCCGGCUUAUGCAAGCGGAACUGCAGGCCCAGAAGGAGGAACUGCAGCUGCUCCUGCGCAAGACGGAAGGUGAGGCGCUGGACUUCACCUCUCAGCGGCAGAAUUUGGCCGCCGAGAACUCCAGGCUGGCGGAGGCGCUGAAGCGGGAGACGGCCUCCCUCCUCGCCACACGAGCCGAGCUCCAUCUUUUGCAGGAGAAGCUGGCCGAGGCGGGCGACUCCAAAUCCCAGCCGCGCCCGGAAAAGCUGCCCUCGCAGGACCGCCAGCGGGAAAAGGCAGAGAGGCCCGAGGCCGAAAUCCGCCGCCUGCGCUCCUUGCUGGCGUCGGUGCGGCGGGACUUGGGGAGAGCCUUCCAGAAGGUUCCGCCCGGCAACGUGUCCGAAGGGCUCCGGAAGGAACUGGACGGCGUGGAGCGGAGGGUGGCCCAGGAGCUGGAGGGGGCAGAAGAGGGGGCCAAACCGUCCUGGAAAGAUGGCCAUAAAGCCAAGCGAGGCAAGGAGAGAGCCUGGCACAAAAGGCACGAUGGCCACGAGGAGCGCAAGCCCACACACCACGGCGAAGGCCCGGAGAAGGAACACCGUCCUCCGUACAAGGCUCCCAAGAUGGGCAACGACGGGCCGCACCGUCCCAGGAAGCACCAGGGGCCGCGAGACGCCAAGUCGGCCAAAGACGGGGAGCACCGGAAAGCCAAGAAGCCCGCUGAGCCCGGUGCGUUGUGGGAAGCGCUGGCCAAGCACCCGUACCGGCCUCCUCAGGGCUGUGCCGGCGUCGGCGAGUGCGCCCGGCAGGAAGGGUUAGAGCCAGUGCAGAAGCCGCGCUUCUUGCCCAUGCUCCAGAGCUACCUGGCUGGGCUGGGCUGGGCCGAGCACUACGGAGGACUAGUGGCCGCCCUCGAGGGCUACUUUGGGAACGACGGGGCUUUUGCCCACGACCGCCUGAGCUUCGUGGAGCUCCUGGAUGAGGUUGAGGACGCGCUGGAGGAGCUGGCGGAACAGCUGGGGGGCAGCGAAGAGGAAGCGGAUAAUUUCGAGGAGGUGAUCCUGAGGCAGCUGGGCGCUGCCCCUGCGGGCAGAUUCGCGCAGCGGGACAGCAGCGCCCAGCGCCACCCGAAGGAGAGGAACCCCGAGGGACACGGGCGCAAAAACGGGCGAGAGAGCACCAGCUGGCCCCAUGGCUAGGAUGGCAGGACCCGCCAGUACUAAUCUGGCUCAGGGUGGGAGGGUAAAGGAGUUGGGCCUAUCAAGGAUCACUUGAUGUCCCGGUGGAGGGGUUGGUACCGUUACUCCUUGGCAGGGAA